AUGAAGCAGCUACUUCGGCAAAUGACCCCAAUUCGCGAGAAAUCGAUCGAUGAGGAAGCCCCAUCCGACGAGAAAGCCCCAUCCGACGAAAAAGCCCCAGCUGAUGAGAAAACCUCAGCCAAGGUUGCUGUCAUUCAACAGCCGGCCAUCUACAACAAACGUCUUGAGUUUAUCCAAGCACUCUUCGAUAUCAAGCCUGAGGAUGUCGUCAACUUCCCAGGGAUUGGGUCAUACUGUGACUAUUUGGAGCGUGAAGCCUUUCAUCCGUUGACUGGUCCAUCCUUUGACCCAAUUUGGGGUUUGAUACCCUAUAAAAAUCCCAGAGAGAUAACAGAUCGCUGGGACUGGAUCCUUGCGGUGCUACAGGCGAUGGGAUCAGAAGAAACUGAGAUCAGCAUACACGACAUAUUACAACGUCUGAAGGUGCGAGGAGGAGAUCACAGCGCAAUACUUGAUCGGUGCAAGGAUAAAAGCUCCUUUUACAUUGCCAUUUUCGGGGUCCUGUGCUGGUCAAGCAUGGUAGCGCGUCCGAAUCUGAUUCCCACGGACAACACAGCACGCAACCUCACAUGCCUCCUGCCACAUGGGUCCAGAUUGUCCAAGGACUCCACUAUUCAUGCACUAAGUAGUCGACACAUGCGACCAAUCCCGCUCAUAUUCCGGUCUUUCAAGAUGCAGCACUGGGGUGACCAGUUGGGUGACCGCGUGCAGGGUGGAUCGUGGGAGGGGGACAGCCUAUACAAAGCAAGUCUCAGCAUAUACUCGCUGCGGUACUUUGGUCACGUCACUAUUCAGUGGGUGGAUACAAUCAGUGAGCAUCUACGGUUCAACCCUGCUACUCGGCGGUUGUCCUUGUUUCGCUUUCCGACGUUCUGCGCCUUGUUUGCAAUCUAUGGAGGCAACGUUAGCUCGGCAAUCCAAAGUAUUUCCGAGCAAAUUGAUCCCUUGUCCCCAGAAGAUCGAGACCAGUGCUGUGUUAGUCUAGAGCAAGAGGUUCUCCUUUCCUACCGUCUUCUAUUUGGGCGAGAUGGCAUGUCCAGAAAAGUCGCACAUGACGAAAUCUGCCGGCUGAAGAAGAUUCACGCAAAUCAGAGUGUCGACACUAUGCUUCUGGACCUCUGUGGACGGAAGUACAAGCAUGGCAGCUUGUGGUGGAGGACAUACGACACCGUCCUGCAGAAUUAUCCCUCUGAGAUGUGGCCCGUCACUUGUCGGACUAUGAAAGGGCACCUCCUGGAAAGCGACGUGUACAGCGUUCGCAAUGACUUUCCAAGGCUCGGACCGCGCUUGCUCAAGCUCCAGCAGUUCAACCUACGACAGAGACCCAAUAAGUUGAUUGAUCUGUGGCGCGACAGGCGAAAUCCCCUGCAGUGGUACACGUUCUGGGCGGUAGUGAUCGUUGGAGGCGUGGCCAACAUCCUGGCAGCACUCCAGCUUCUGGUCGCAAUUGUUGAAUUGCAAACCUCAUUUUAG
Aspergillus campestris IBT 28561 is the source of this 1473-nucleotide messenger RNA. RefSeq lists its product as uncharacterized. Lineage: Eukaryota; Fungi; Ascomycota; Eurotiomycetes; Eurotiales; Aspergillaceae. The transcript is spliced from 2 exons. The record is from RefSeq and is a predicted model, not a curated record. The coding region runs from base 1 to 1473 and encodes 490 amino acids.